AUGUACGCCCAGGACGGCCUGUGGGCCUUACUAGCGUGCUUGCCCUGUGGGCAUGGCAGCUCGCAUGUUCAUAUCAACGGCGUGGACUACGAGAUCUGCAAGUUGUUGGGCGAAGGCGGGUUUAGUAUGGUCUACCUGGCGCGCGACACACAGACCGGCGCCAUGUAUGCGUUGAAAAAGAUUCGGUGCCAAAACGGCGCAGAAUCGCUGCGCGAGGCGCUGGCAGAGAUAGAGGCGAUGCGGCGGUUCCGUGGGCCGCAUGUCUUACGGCUGGUAGAUUCAGCGGUGUUGGCCGAUCAGGCGGCUGCGUCGACGCUCCUAGGCAAUGUACCGAGCCACGACGAGGAAAGUUGGCGGACGAACAAAGUCGUGUACCUGGUGCUGCCCUACUUUCGGAACGGGAAUUUGCAGGACGCGAUCCAUGCGCAUAUCGUGCAUGGCACACACUUUGACGAGACGCGCAUGCUGCGUCUCUUCUUAGGCGCAUGUGAAGCGGUGCAGACCAUGCACGAGUACCGUCUGCCAGCGAGCCACAUAGAGGCGGCCGAGCCAGAGACGAAGGAGGAUACGUUGCUGUUUGAUGCCGACGCCAGUGACACCUAUCCCCCCACGGAGCCGAUGACAUCGAGGCCCUCUACGACGAGAGACGGUGAGCGUGUGCCGUAUGCGCAUCGCGAUAUCAAGCCUGCCAACAUCAUGAUCGCCGAUGACGGGAGCACGGCGGUGCUCAUGGACUUUGGUAGCACUAUUCGUGCCCGCGUGAGUAUUGCGAACCGACGCGCGGCCGUCGCGCACCAGGAUCUGGCGGCUGAGCGCUCCAGUAUGCCGUACCGUGCGCCUGAACUGUUUGACGUGAAGAACGAUACCACGAUCGACGAGCAGGUGGAUAUUUGGUCGCUGGGGUGUACGCUCUAUGCGAUGGCGUACCUGCACUCGCCGUUCGAGACGCCGUCUACGACGGAGCAAGGCGGCUCGCUGGCCCUGGCCAUCGCGAAUGGCGCGUACAAAUUCCCCGCCGACGAUCCGUACUCGGACGCGGUACGUUCGAUCAUUCGGCGAUGCUUGGCUCGCGAGCCGGCGGAGCGGCCCACCAUUCACACACUCAUAGAGGAAGUUCGAUCCGCGUUGCGUCUAUAG
Molecule: messenger RNA, 1137 nt
Organism: Malassezia pachydermatis
Lineage: Eukaryota; Fungi; Basidiomycota; Malasseziomycetes; Malasseziales; Malasseziaceae
Product: pkinase-domain-containing protein
Exons: 3
Coding region: 1-1137 (378 amino acids)
Biological process (GO): protein phosphorylation; regulation of vacuole fusion, non-autophagic; vacuolar protein processing
Cellular component (GO): cytoplasm; Golgi apparatus
Molecular function (GO): protein serine/threonine kinase activity; ATP binding
Source: RefSeq, a predicted model, not a curated record